Molecule: messenger RNA, 1846 nt
Organism: Lagenorhynchus albirostris (white-beaked dolphin)
Lineage: Eukaryota; Metazoa; Chordata; Mammalia; Artiodactyla; Delphinidae
Gene: KYNU
Product: kynureninase
Exons: 14
Coding region: 52-1470 (472 amino acids)
Biological process (GO): NAD+ biosynthetic process
Cellular component (GO): cytoplasm
Molecular function (GO): pyridoxal phosphate binding; kynureninase activity
Source: RefSeq, a predicted model, not a curated record
AACACUGGGAGCUGUGGACCCCAUUGGAAUCCUAGCCGAGGAGAACUUAUAAUGGAACCUUCACCUCCUGAGUUACCAGAUAACACAGUCCGACGCAUCGCAUCUGAACUUAGAUGUCACCCAACAGAUGAGAGGGUUGCCCUCCGCCUCGAUGAGGAAGAUAAGCUGAGGCACUUCAGGGAGUGUUUUUAUAUUCCCAAAAUGCAGGAUCUGCCUCCAAUUGAUUUAUCUUUAGUGAAUAAGGAUGAAGAAGCCAUCUAUUUCUUGGGAAAUUCUCUUGGGCUUCAACCAAAAAUGGUUAAAACAUAUCUGGAAGAAGAACUAGAUAAGUGGGCCAAAAUGGGAGCCUAUGGUCAUGAUGUAGGGAAACGUCCUUGGAUUAUAGGAGAUGAGACUAUUUUAGGACUUAUGACUGACAUUGUAGGAGCCAAUGAGAAAGAAAUAGCCCUAAUGAAUGGUUUGACUGUUAAUUUACAUCUUCUAUUGUUAUCGUUUUUCAAGCCUACACCCAAACGGUAUAAAAUUCUCCUAGAAGCUAAAGCCUUCCCUUCAGAUCAUUAUGCUAUUGAGUCACAGCUUCAACUUCAUGGACUUAACAUUGAGAAAAGUAUGCGGCUUAUAAAACCAAGAGAGGGGGAAGAAACACUGAGAUUAGAGGAUAUCUUUGAAGUAAUUGAGAAUGAAGGUGACUCUAUUGCAGUGAUCCUGUUCAGUGGUCUGCAUUUUUAUACUGGCCAGCUCUUUAAUAUGCCUGCCAUCACAAAAGCCGGACAAGCAAAGGGUUGUUUGGUUGGCUUUGAUCUGGCACAUGCAGUUGGAAAUGUUGAACUCCACUUACAUGAGUGGGGAGUUGAUUUUGCCUGCUGGUGCUCCUACAAGUAUUUAAAUGCAGGAGCAGGAGGUCUUGCUGGUGCCUUUGUCCAUGAAAAGCAUGCCUAUACAAUUAAACCUGCGUUAGUGGGAUGGUUUGGCCAUGAAUUAAGCACCAGAUUUAAGAUGGAUAACAAACUGCAGUUAAUCCCUGGGGUCAAUGGAUUCCGAAUUUCAAAUCCUCCCAUUCUAUUGGUCUGUUCCUUACAUGCUAGUUUAGAGAUCUUUAGGCAAGCAACUAUGAAAGCACUGAGGAGAAAAUCUAUUUUGCUAACUGGUUAUCUGGAAUACAUGAUCAAGCAUCACUUCAGCCAGGAUAAAGCAGAAACCAAGAAAACAGUUGUGAACAUAAUUACUCCAUCCCGUAUAGAGGAUCGUGGCUGCCAGCUAACCCUAACAUUUUCUAUUCCAAUUAAAUAUAUUUUCCAAGAAUUAGAAAAAAGAGGAGUGGUUUGUGACAAACGGGAUCCAAAUGGGAUUCGAGUGGCUCCAGUUCCUCUCUACAAUUCUUUCCAUGAUGUUUAUAAAUUUAUCAAUCUGUUCAUUUCUGCACUUGACUCUGCAGAAACAAAAAUAGCCGAGUUUUCCAUAGGAACUUAAGCAAAUAAUAUGGAAAGCCUGUGGUUAUUUUAUUACUAUUAUUCAAGUUUUAAUUAUUUCAAAACUGAUUACACAUAACUGGCAAUGAAUUGUAUACUUUACAGAAAAACAAGACAAUUUUUUAAGGGCCUGUGGCCUUGAGAUAUCUGCAUGGCUGUCUAAUUUCUUGGUGUUUGGUGGAUCAAAGUCUUUACUGGUGCAAGUAUUAUGUACACAGUCUUGAUUAGCUGUCAUAUUUCAUUGUUAAUGAAAUGUGUUUUGUUGGUUUAAUUUAUAAUUUGACUGACAACUUCACAAUGUAUGUGGAAAUUUUUGUGUCAAUUUUAGAAAUAUUACUUUUAUUUUAAUUUACCAAAGAGUUUCUUAUAGGCACUGU